CCGAGUCUUCUCAAAUCUAAGUGACGCCAUCGUCACUUCUACACGCCAGAGAGGUUGUCGUAACGUAUCUUUCUGCCAUGGAUUCUUUAACCGAAACAAGUGUUCAUAGUAGUCGCAAGAGUAACCCCCUGAGAUGGUUUCCAGACCUUUCUCAACGCAAGAGCAGUGUUGAUGCCAACGGUGUCAAGACGAAGAUUGUCAGGUGGUUUCCGGACCUGCAUCAAUGUUGUACAAGCGGAGGGGAGAAGCAGAACCCUCUACCGAAGGUCAGUGCAAAUGGUGAGAAGACCGCCGAUGUCUGUUUGUUUCCGAAGCGUCCGCGAUCGAACACGACAACAAGAACGGUUAUUACGCCAUGCCGAGCAGCAAAUACAGUGAUGGGUGUCUGCACAACUGGCAACCCAGGGAAGCGUCAGUGCCCGAAUGCUGAAGGCGAACAAUCCAGAGAGAGAGACGAUGUACAGGACAUGAGCGAGAACUUUAUUGCGAAAGAAACGCUCCACGGCAGCGUGGCGCAAGAAUUGCAAGACAACGGCACUGAGGAAGAGGAACCUAGUGACGACGAUGAGGAGGAGGGCGAAUCGAGCGACGACGAUGAGGAGGAGGAGGAAACGAGCGAGGAUGCCGAUUCAGAAGACACAGACUCUGAGGAUGAUGAAGGGAAGAACGAGUCGGGAAUUGAUGUCGACAUGUUCAAGAAGAGUCUAUUUGGAGAUCUUUUAGGAGAAGCGAAGCAGAUAAUAGCACAGGAGGUGAGAAGAGGACUGUACAGCAAAUCAAGCAAGAGUGAGAAACCUCCUUACAACUUGGGAAAGCGCGGCAGGAACGUACGUGUGUACAACAAGAAAGCUAAUUACCACGUGAACAUGAAGAAUGUCGAACUAAUUCUGAAGGAAGAUUGCUGCAAGGCCAACUAAAUGUUUGGCAAGGCACUAGAGAAGCACUGGUUAAUGCAAGCAGAAGAAAGACAAAAACUCAGUAAGCAUCGCCACAAGGCUUCAAGUCAUCCGUCAGAGUAUGUCACAAUGAUCAUUGAUGGGAUGGAUCAAAGCAAGACUAUACUGCCACACUUCACUAGGGUUCCAAAGGAUUCGAAACUAAAAGAAGGGAACUUUGUGAAAGUUCACGUGGUUGGGGCUAAGGUGCUAGGACUCUCAUCGAACGCCUCUGCAACUGUUUUCUUUGACAACUUCAAAUCAGAUUCUAAUUGCAUGCUAAAUGUUCUUCAUCGUCAGAUUUCUCAACUUCCUGUACCAUUUCCGAGAGUCUUGUAUCUUACACUUGAUAACACUUCGAAAGAGAACAAGAACAAAUUUGCCUUGUCAUAUCUCGUGUUCUUGGUGAAAAUGAAAGUGUUUAGUAAAGUUAAGUUAAACUUUCUUCUUGUAGGUCACACGCACGAGGACAUCAACCAGAUGUUCCGUUGUUUCUCGAGAAAGUUGGUUGGACAUGGUGUGUUCGAUCUUCCUGAGUUGCAGCACGUGAUUAGGGAGUCAUACAAGGUAGAACAAGAUCAUGGCGUGCAUGUUAGGGAGAUGACGGAAACAAUGGACUGGAAGUUGUACAUUCAGGAUCAUCUACAUAACGUCAAUGAUAUCAGCUUCAACCAACAUUUUCGAAUCAAGCACAACGACGACGGGGAGGUGCGCAUUUGGAGCAAGCAAUAUCAUAAUUCACAGUGGCAGCCGAACGACAGAAAAGGUCUGGACAUCUUCAAGUCAGAGCCAACAGGACAUGUUCAAGUUUCGCCAAAGCAUGCAAUCCAAUCUUUGGAAGCAAGAUAUCGACUUACUUGUCGGGGGGAGGACGAGAGGCGUGACAAGGUCGUCAGCAGUGAAGGUCAUGUCCGUAAUCGAAAAGCGGAAAGAUCUUCGAAAUUCAAGGUUGACGAUGAUGUACUUUCCAUCGCCGCCUUGAAAGCCAACGUACAUGCCCUGUCGCAUUACACUCAACCACACAAUAUCGAAUGGUGGAACAAGUUCAUAGCAACGCAGGAAACUCUCGACCUUGAGGACAAAAAUCUCAAAGAGCGUUUCGCGUAGCCCUCCGUAACAGCUGAUGUCAGCAGAGCAGAUGAAGAAGUUCUACCAACCGCUAAUGGCUUCGA
Chara braunii is the source of this 2107-nucleotide messenger RNA. Lineage: Eukaryota; Viridiplantae; Streptophyta; Charophyceae; Charales; Characeae. The record is from the annotation of a GenBank genome assembly.